CCCACAGUCUCCCCUGAAAUCACAAACAACCUAUCUUCUGUAAAUUAGGGUUUGUCUCUCUCCUCAUCUCAGCCCUUUCCCUCUCCUCAAAACCUUCGACUUUCGAUAACAAUGGCGGAGGAUGCUCAAUACGACUCUCACAAGAGAAAGUACGAAGAAGAUAUCUCACCACCGCGUCCACGGCGUCCCACUGGAUUUUCAGAUGCUCCUCCUCCAGCACCGGCGCCUUAUGGCAACGUUCCGCCGCCGUUGGAAGAUUUUCAGCUUGCCAAACAGAAGAUUCAGGAACUUGCUUCUCUCGCUUUCAAUGCCGAGGCUAAGCGUUCUAAGUUUGAUAACGGUGGUUAUGCUUCUAAUGUUAACGUACUAUCAGAUCAGAAGCCUCUAUCGUCAAACAUUCAGGCUGGAAGCACAGCACACUCCUACUCGGGUGGCUCCGGUAGCAAGAAGAUUGAAGUACCCAAUGGACGGGUUGGUGUUAUUAUUGGUAAAGCGGGGGACACCAUCAAGAACCUCCAAAUUCAAUCUGGAGCAAGGAUCCAAGUGACUAGAGAUUCAGAGCAUGACCCAAAUUUGCCACAUAGGUUAGUCGAGUUAAUGGGAAAUCAAGAUCAAAUUGCAAAGGCGGAGCAACUUAUAAACGAGGUUCUUGCUGAGGCUGAUUCUGGAGGUCCUGGGUCUGUUUCAAGGAGGCUUCCAGGGGCAUCAGGGUCUGAACCAUGUGUUUUGAAGGUCCCGAAUAACAAGGUUGGGUUGGUGAUUGGUAAAGGGGGUGAGACCAUAAAGAACAUUCAAUCUAGGUCUGGAGCAAGGGUGCAGGUUAUUCCAUUGCAUCUACCCCCUGGUGAUGCACCUAUGGAAAGAACAGUGCAGAUUGAUGGUACAGCUGAGCAAAUUGAGAUUGCAAAACAAAUGGUCAAUGAGGUCAUUGAGAAUCGCCUUAGAAAUCCAGCAAUGUCUGGAGGAUAUUCUCAGCAAAACUACCAAGCAAGGCCUCCUUCUACAAACUGGGCUCCUCAACCUCCCCAAGUACAGCAACCCACUGGUUAUGGCUACACACAGCAGCCCGGAGCUUAUCCUGGUGCAUCAUCUCAGUACAAUCAACAAUCUUACCCUGGCUAUCCUCCACAAAACUGGGACCAGUCAAAUGCCCCACAGAAUCAGCAGCCUCCUCAAGGAACUGGAUAUGACUACUAUGGGCAACAGCAAACCCAAACUCAGCAGCAGCAGGCACCACCUAAUGGGGCCCAAACUGGUAACACUGGUUACAACUACAAUCAGACACCAGCUUCUGGUGGAUAUAGCCAACAAGGAUACUCUCAAGAGGGAUAUGGUGCUGGAUACCAAGGUUAUGGCCAGCCAACUCAAUCUGGGUAUGAUCAACGCCAGGGUUAUGGCUCUACUCCUGCCUAUGGAAAUGUGACAAACCCUCCAACUCAAGAUGGCCACCCUCCUGCCUAUGGCACUCAAGGUGAGACUGGUCAAACACCAUCAUCUGGGCAACCUCAACAGGGAUACACGGGGAGCCAGCCUAGUACCACCCCUCCGUACCCGACUCAGCCUGGGUAUGGGGUUCCACCAACCACACAACCUAGUUAUGGGGCUCCAUCUGGAGGCACAUACCCUGGUUAUGGGCCAUCUCAGGGCCAGAAAACACCACCAAAUCCAUCAGCAUAUGCUCAGCCUCAGCAAUCACCGUCUCAGGUAGGUGGGUACGCUCCACCUGCGGCUGGUCAGCCUGGAUAUCCUCCCUCGCAACCAUCUGCCCAACCAGGUGCUCCUGCUGCUGCUUCUUAUGGAGCUGGAGCAACUCACCCAGGUGCUUAUCAUCCUCAAGCCUAUGGUGCACCACCCGUAACCCAGCCAAGUUAUGGACAACAGCCAUACUACGGUGGUGCCUAUGCGCAGCCUGCUGCAUAUCCAGCUGAUGAUAACGGCGCUGCUGCUGCUGCACCUGCUCCUGCUUCCCAGCCUGGUGCCCAGCCAAAUGGAGGUGCCAAAGCAUCACCAUAGAUUGUUUGUGCGCGAGAGAGGUGCUGAUCAAGUAAGUUAUAGCAGCUUGUUCCUUUAGUAGGUUUAAGUUAGGAUUUUAUUACAUUUGCUGUUUUGUAAAAUUUUGGAUGGUUAUGUUAGCUGUUUCUUCUGUAACGAUAAUGAUUUUAAUCUAUUUGGAACUCUUUGCUUUAUGUUGAA
Spinacia oleracea (spinach) is the source of this 2193-nucleotide messenger RNA. RefSeq lists its product as uncharacterized. The transcript is spliced from 6 exons. Lineage: Eukaryota; Viridiplantae; Streptophyta; Magnoliopsida; Caryophyllales; Amaranthaceae. The record is from RefSeq and is a predicted model, not a curated record. Bases 112 to 2013 code for a protein of 633 amino acids. Gene Ontology annotation, molecular function: RNA binding.